AUGGCGCGCAGCAAGAGAAAGUCUAAGGUCACUUCCGCCGCUUCCGCCACCACGACAUCGGCCUCCGCAACCUCGCCCGCUUUGCCUGUGACCGAAAAUCUUGCUAACACCAGUGUUGAGACACUUACUAACAGUAUUCUCAAGUUAAAUGUGCCGUCCAUUGGAUCGCACCCGGCGACGCCGCACGAUAGCGCGGUCGAGAAAGACAAGAGUGACGGCGACGACUUCGCCAAAGACUAUGCCGCACGCGAAGAUCGUCUGAGCGACGAGGAACUGUACCUCGUCUGCAAAUAUCAAGCACUCCUGGUCCUCGCCUUGCACAAGGCAAAGCCAUUCGUCUACCUCAAUCAUCCCGAACUUAUGCGGGAGCUUGACGACUUCCAUAGCGGCCACCUGAACGAGGACGGGCUGGAGAUGCAACACGCGCCGCGCCGCGAUGAGGCCGGAGCCAACAUGUACCUGGAGAUGCGGGCGCAUGUCGGAGCAAAGCUGGCCGAGCGCAUUAUCGAUCGUGCGAGGGCGAAUUACCGCGACGAGCCUAAGAACAGGUUGACUGAUGGAAAGAAUCCCGAACAUGCCGCCUUCACACGUGUCAUCAUCUCCGCCAAACAGUUCAAGGACUGGUGUACUAUUGUCAAGAACCCUAAGUACAAAGGCGUCUUGGACUACCCCGAAAAGAGCGGGCCGGUACUAAAGCAUCUGCGCAAGGUGGUCGACGGACAGUACGACUACGAGAUGUGGCAGCGUGUCCCGCCCGAGCCAAAGUUCAACCAACUCCCCCGUCUCAUCGGCGAAGGCAUGACUGAAGAGUUCCAAUACGACUCCAAAUACCCCUACAAGAUCCUUAGCGUCAUCGACAUCACCAUACCCGGCACAAACGAGCGAUUCUUCCAAAUGGACAUCUUCAACGACAUAUUAUUAUUAUAUUAUUAUAUUUCCAUUAGAGUCCUGUAUCAGUCGGUGACUAUGUAGGACUUUGGCUAAGCCGUUCUAUGUAUGAUGGUCGUUGUGGAGUUUCUAUGGGUCUUGUACAAUUUGGGUGGUGUUUUGCGUACUCCAAUUUCAGAGCUAGUCUUCCAUUGGCGCGGGUGCUAAAGAGCAGUGUGGUGAAUAGAAAGAGAUGUAGCAGCGGGCUCUUUUAGAUAAGGAAAUAUUGUUUUUGUAGUUUUAUACAGUGUCUGUCUGUUCGGUGGUUUGCCCAAGGUGCCA
This is a messenger RNA of Pyrenophora tritici-repentis Pt-1C-BFP, 1209 nucleotides long. Lineage: Eukaryota; Fungi; Ascomycota; Dothideomycetes; Pleosporales; Pleosporaceae. The record is from RefSeq and is a predicted model, not a curated record.